CCUUUCCUUUGCCUAUUUUCUCUGCCUGCAGAUGCAAAUGCCUUGAGAGGCCCGAGGUUGGUGUCUGGAGAGACUGGGGGAGCCGUCACCAUCCACUGUCAUUAUGCCCCCUCCUCAGUCAACAGGCAUCAAAGGAAAUACUGGUGCCGCCUGCGGCCUCCGCUGUGGGUCUGCCACACCAUCGCGUCCACCAACCGCUAUACUCACCGUGACUAUCAUGGGCGCGUGGCUCUCACUGACUUUCCACAGAAUGGUUUGUUCCGGGUGAGGCUGUCCCAGCUGUCUCGGGAUGACACGGGACUUUAUCGCUGCGGCAUAGGAGACCGGAAUGACAUGCUCUUCUUCAGCAUGAACCUGAUUGUGUCCACAGGUCCUUCCAACACCACCUAUGCGGCAGCUCCAGCUUCUACUGAGCCCAUCACAGCCUCUGGAACAGCCUCUGUAGCAGCCAACAGAUGGACCUCAGAAGUCACCCAGAGUCUAGAAGACCUAGGCUCAGGAUGGAGCCCAAGAGCUCCAACUACAGGUAUAAGCAACACUACCUCCUCAGCCAAUGGAAAGCAAACCCUAAGAAAAACUUCGACAACAGUUCCAUGGACAAGCAGCAGAGAGGAUGACCCUAUCAAGGCAACAGUCUCCACUCCAGAGAGUUCAGCUCCAAAACCAAGAAGUGUAUUCAGUACGACACAGGACGUUUGGAUAUGGGGCUCCAGAAACUCAGUAACGACUAGUGUUAGCGCUCAUGAGGGUAGGAAUAAAGGCACAACUCUAGAGGCUUAUGGGCCACAGGAGGAAGCAGAGGUCAGUACGUCUCCAGAUGCACCCAGGAAGACCACGGGAGCCACAAGACCACCAGUCCUGCACUCAGAACAUGUGACCCAGGAAACUCUACAAGAGGGAACAAAGGUUUCUAAACAACAAAUGCUGUACUCCACGGAGGAGAAGUCACCCCCAGCUCCAAGUGUAUGGACCUGGAACACUACACAUAUGGAGGUGGCAUCUGGGGGAGGAAGCAAUGAUGGGAGCCUAGAAAACACUGCUGAAGAACAUAGCCCCUCCACACGAAGCCAGCUUCCAGCAGUGGGCUCUACGUGGGUCCCUGGCAAGGGGUCAUCCAUGAAGAGUGCUUUCAUAGGUGAAGAAAGCAACUCUUGGAUCCUGACUCCCAUCUUCACCGUGCUGGCCCUGGUUCUGCUUGCAGCUCUGGUCCUACUGAAAAGGAGCGUCUGGAGAGAGAGGACCUCUCAGGAGGCAGAAAGGGUACCAAGGAUCACUCUAAUUCAAAUGACACAUUUCCUACCAGACAAGCUCUCUGAUGUGGGUACAAACUUGUGGCAGGAUGACCUUCCUCCUACCCAAGCCAGCCUGACUGUCCUGGAGGACCCAGGACCCUGAGGAUGGGAAGACAAACAGCUCAGUCACCACGGAAGGAGGACCAAGACCAAACAGCUCCGUGGCUUCUUCAUCAUUUUCUCACUUUCCUUUGCCCA
This is a messenger RNA of Acomys russatus (golden spiny mouse), 1490 nucleotides long. It is a transcript of the gene Fcamr, whose product is annotated as Fc alpha and mu receptor. Gene Ontology annotation, molecular function: transmembrane signaling receptor activity. The record is from RefSeq and is a predicted model, not a curated record. Lineage: Eukaryota; Metazoa; Chordata; Mammalia; Rodentia; Muridae. Gene Ontology annotation, cellular component: plasma membrane.